Molecule: messenger RNA, 4061 nt
Organism: Styela clava
Lineage: Eukaryota; Metazoa; Chordata; Ascidiacea; Stolidobranchia; Styelidae
Product: ras-related protein Rab-10-like
Molecular function (GO): GTPase activity; GTP binding
Source: RefSeq, a predicted model, not a curated record
CUAGAAUACAGAUUCUGAUUAAUUGCAAUAGUAAAAGUAAAUUAUAUAUUACAAUAUCCAGUUCGGUAACGAAAAUAAACAAAUAAGAUAUUACUUAUUGUACAAUAACCUGCUAUUGUACAUUCAUCCACGAAGACCAUAAAAUGGCCAAGAAGACGUAUGAUUUAUUGUUUAAGUUACUUCUUAUUGGUGAUUCAGGGGUCGGAAAGACUUGCGUCCUGUUUCGAUUUUCUGAUGACGCAUUCAACACAACUUUCAUUUCAACCAUAGGUAUUGAUUUCAAAAUCAAGACAGUUGAAUUAAAUGGUAAAAAGAUUAAACUGCAGAUAUGGGAUACUGCUGGCCAAGAGAGAUUCCAUACAAUCACCACCUCAUAUUACAGAGGGGCAAAUGGAAUUAUGCUCGUCUACGAUAUUACCAAUCCGAAAAGUUUUGACAAUAUAUCAAAAUGGUUACGGAAUAUUGAGGAGCAUGCUAGCGAAGACGUGGAAAGAAUGUUGCUCGGGAAUAAAUGCGACAUGGAAGAAAAGAGAAUGAUCAGCAAAGAAAGGGGUGAACAGAUUGCACGAGAACACGGAAUCAAAUUCUAUGAAACCAGCGCCAAGAAUAACAUUAACAUUGAAAAAGCUUUCAUGACGCUCGCCACAGAUAUUUUGCACAAGACUCCAAACAAGGAAAGUGAUGGUGGAGCCAGUCCGUUCCCACCAUCUCAGAAGCAACAGAGUAAAGGCUGCUGCUCUUAGAAAAAAAGAAUCUUUAUUUUAUACCCGAUGGAUUCAUCCUCAUUUAUCUGGAUGUCACCAAUCUACCAAAAAAAGAAAUAUAUGUCUUUUCGAUCUAUAUUUGUAAAGUGUAUUAAAGCUUUACUUUAUAAGGGCAAGCUUCGCUUAACCCAAAGUCAUAAUUAUACUCAGAGACGCUGCGCUGUCAGUGCGUCUUUGAUGUGAUGUACGUUUUUUUUUUUUUUUACUUUAGAAAAUUAAGUAAAUGGUAAUUAUUGUAAACUAUGUUCCAUAUAAUAAUAUUAUUGCUUAUCAUCUAUCGCCCCCAUGUUAGUAAUGUCCCGUUUUUUUCAAACUCUCGUGAGAUGGAAAAGUAAAACUUUUUGAUUGCCAAUGACUUCACAGUCUUGUCACAAUAGCCAUAAGUAGUAUAAUAUAAUGUUGAGCUGAUUCUGGCCUUCAACGGCCUUGGAGUGUUGGUGGAAUUAACCCGCACUUUUUCAUGGAUCUUCAUAUUGUAUAUUGCGUUAAACUAAAAGCUCUUUACUUCCAAAUGUCUCCCGAUUUAACAAAAAAUAUAACAAUAAAUAAAAGUAAAUGUCACAUUAAAUGUUACUCAUUGAUAGUUAGGGCUGAGCAUUUUCGAAUACCUUAUGAUUUCAGAAUUGAAUCGAACAUUUUUUUUCGAAUCGAAACAAAUCUUUAAUAUAUGAAAGAUUUUUAUGUGACUUGUUAUUGUAAUGGCUCCUCCAGACACUUUAAUUACUAAAAACAUAGAAUUCAUCAUUCAGAUAGUUUGUUGAACUCACCAGAAAGAAAAGAGUCACAUUUCAGAAUUGCAUUCUAAAAAUAUUCCUUCAUCAAAAAAAAAUUUCACCCUGAAUUCACCUUGAGCUCUGGCAGAUAAAAAAAUAAGAUGGCGGCGAUUAAAAUUUCAGUCUGAAACGAUUGGAGUAAUUUACUAUUCAAUUCGAAAAACCAGGCUAAUUGAUAGUUACCAGAUUUGAGCCAGUAUAUCAAAUUUCUCGUCUGCACCCUCUCACAGAACAUACAAAAUGAAGCGCUUCUUAUGUUUGGGUCAUUUCUAGUUUACUUAGGAACAUUGCUCUCUUAGUAACAUAGAUAUAAUAAUAUCUUAUUGACUUAUCAUAAUAACGUUAUGUUUUUUGUGUUCAUAUUUUUUCUAAAUAACCUAGGUUAUAUUUCUAUAAUAAUUUUGAAUUAAUAUCUUGCUUUCCCCUGUAAAAUUACUUUGCUUGGAUUCCUUUCGAUGCAACAAUUUUUAUUGUUGGUCAUAUAUGUGGAGAUAUCUGGAUAGUUUAAUAUUUUUGAUUUCCGAAUAUUCUCAUUGUGUUACAAAAUUAACUUAUUAGUGAGAAUUAAAAAAAAAGAGAAUUUUACAGACCUAAAUUGCCACCUUGUUAUGUGUUAUCAAAAUUAGUGCAAAGGAUAUACAAAUCUAAUAAUAUAAGCAAUAAUUGGAAUCUUUUUUUUUUAAUUUUAAAUUCUAAAUACUGCUCUGUAUAUAUUAUUUCACGAUGUGAAAUUCAUGUAGUCAUGUUAUACACACAAAGUUGAGAAUUUCGAUUUUGAAAUGAUUUCGACCAAAUCAAAAAUACUAAAGUAUCCGGCCCGUUUUACCGCAGGAAUCUUUUUGAUGGUAUUUUUCAUACUAACUCCAUUAUGAAAAGUUCUAUUUCUGCUUUUUGUAAAUGUCUUAAUAGUAAUAAAAUUAUAGCAAAAACAUUUUUCUUGUAGUUCAAGCCUUGCACAAAAUUAUAAUUGAAUAGUAUGUUCCAAAAUGUAUUUGUAUUUUGCAUUUUAUAUCACCAUUGCUCACUAACAUAAGUUGGCAACUAGCGUUCUUCGAUGUAAGAAGUUGUUAAUUGAAAGAGCCUUUUUGCAUAUACUGCUUGUACAAAAUGUGCAUAUUAAUAUUGCUUUUAUUAAAUUUCGCAUUUUCAAACCAAUAAAUAGACAUCUCAAAAAAUGGUUAAAGCUAAUAGUAUAUACUUCAUAUUCUUUCACUUAUGUUUCCAAAACAAGCCUUGAAUUUUGGUUAAUCGAAGAAAAACUUCCUUUAGCAAACUCUCGCAGAAUUGAAUCUUUUUCAAAGUAGUUUAUGAUUUCCCUAUAUAUCUGUUAUAUUUUAACGAUGUAUAAAAAAUAUAGAUACACUUUUCUAUUCUUAUAUAAAUAGGUGGAGUGAUUUUGUUCCAUGUUCAGUAAUUAGAAUGGAUGUUUGGAUUCAAGUUUAGUAAUUAGAUUGUAUGUUUAUAAUAAUAUCCGGCUCAAUAUAAGUAUGCUCUGCUCAAUACUAUUCCGAAAUAGGUUUGAAGUUUUUUUUUUUUCAUUAUUAAUCUUUUACCAAUAUCUUUGUUCAUGUUUUUUUUCUUAUCACAUCCCAAGAUAUGUACCAUAAUUUUGGGCAUAACAAGCUCUUCAGGUUUUCUUGGCUUCUUGGCUUUGUACAUUUCUAAAACAAGUUUCAUUACUACAGGCUCAUAUCUCAUUAUGGUUGUGCUUUCGAAGAUAUUCUGCUGAAAAUGUAUGAUUUGAAUUAGCUUUGAAUCAACAACCAAACUAGGCUCCUCGUCACACAUUUUCUAUCGAAUAUUUAAGAAAAUGUACUUUCUGUAAUUAAUUACUGCACUUAUGUAGUGUCAUGUAUGUCAAUUUACCGAACUAACCAGAAUUUAUAGCCACGUUGUAGGUCAUCACACAAGUUUUGCUUAUAUUGUGUAUACUGGUCAUAGAAGCGGGCCCAUGUUUCACUUUCAAUUCAAUCCGACAUAAUGUAUAUGUUGGUUAUGUUCAUACCCAUUAUUAUUGCUUUUUUUCGUGGUAAAAUUAAGAGAGUUUUAUCAGGAAAAUGUAACAGAAAUGUGACUUUGCCUGAUUGGUAAUUAUCACAGCAAAUAUGUUAAUUUUCUUCCUGGAUUCCUCAAAAGCCCUUGCCUUCAAAUUCUAAUUGAGGCAAAUCCUUUAAACAUUUCUGGUUGGUACUUACAGAAUAGAGAUGAUAUUGCCAAUAUACCUUAGUUGUUGAUAUGUUCAAAGUUACUUUUAGACGCUCGAUCAAAUCAAUUGGAAUACUUUUUGGUAAUGUUUUAUGUAACUUCCAAAAUGUCUUUUCAACAACAAAGUUCGCGAAGCGAUGAGGGCAUAAAAUAGGGUAUGGUGAUUCAGUGAUUUUCCUAACCCCCUUCCACCCUAAUUUCAACCCACACUUUAAAUCUUAAUGUAAAUAAAAAUGUAUUUGAAUAUCCAGAAAGUGGCUUAUAUACAUGAUGAUCAGUCAAAUAACGCAUUUUAAGUAUAAGUUACAAAUAGUUUAAU